AAACAAUGCUGUCUUCAGAAGGCGUAAAGUGGACAUGUAAAAUUCAUAACAAACCUGUCGUUCAAGUUUGUAUAUAAUAAAAGUGCAACAAUGAUUAGAAAGCCAGUUGCCUGAUAUGUAUUAAUUCUGACCUUCAACACUUCAGAUGUUAAUAUGUUUCAUUAGAAGAUAUUCCAAAGUAGGUGGAAAGCCAUCAAAAAUUAUUUUAAGAAAUAUAGAAUUCUAUAAUAUAGUUAGAAGAUGAAUUUAAAAAUAGAAUACAGAUUAUGAAAGAAGUUUUAGAUGGCUAUUAAAUUUAAGAAACAUUCAGGUGCAUUAUUGAAUUAGAGCACGUAAAUCUUUUGGCAAACGUCUUAAGAAAACUGCCUAAAAUUAAGGAAAGAGUGAAUGAAAUUUCAAAAAUAAUAAAGGAUAUAUUACAACCGUUGUCUUCUUCAAAAUUCGAACCAUUAAAGAAAUGGAAACAAGAGUGCUUAGAAACAACACUGUUACAAAAUGAACAAACCACAAGAUUAAUCUAAAAUCUGAGAAAUCAAAACAAUUAAGGAAAUAUGGAAACUAUUAAUCGCUUAGAUACAAAUUAAAAUACUAAUAGAAGUCAUAGUAUAUAGGAAUUACUAAAUCAAGGAAAAGAAAAUCUAGGAUUUUUAAAGUAUGAGUUUGCAAUAAGAUGUUUUCAAUAAGUUCUUUAAGUAGAGCCUAACAAUAUUGAAGCUAAAGUAGGUUUAAGUAAAUAAAGAUAUUAAAUUAGUGUAUACUCUAGGUGAAAUGAAUUACUUAAAUUCUUCUUUCUAAAUUUCAUAAAAUAUCCUUGAAUAAGAUCCUUAAAAUUUUGAAGCAGCAUUGUAAUAAGGUUGAAAUAAAUAAUAUGUCAUAGGAGUAAUUCUUUACAAUUAAAAAAAAUAUGGAGAAUCAAUUAGCCAUAUAUCAUAAAAAUUAAAUAGAUUUUCCAAUCAUAAUAAAUACAAAGAAGUAUUAAAAUUGCUUAGUAAGCUUUUUAUUAACCAUAGAUAAUAAUUACAUAGAGAAUAAUUAACUAUAGCUUGCAAAAACUGGAUUAAAUUAAUUAAGAUAAAUGUAUGAGGAUAAUUUAAGUUAUAAUUAAGGAAUGGGUAAUAAAAACAUAAAAUAUUUAAUAGCAAAAUGUUGUUUAAUUGAAAAUUAAUUAAACGAAGCUCAAUAAUAUUUGAAUCAAGCAAAUUAAAUAAGGAAUGAUGAUUUAGAAAAUGAUUUAAUUUAAUGUACCUUCUUAAAAUAUUUUAAGUGCAAAUAUUUGAAAAAUAGCGUUAAUAUUCAAAGUGUCUGGAUUAAAUAAGAUAAAAAUUUCAAAUACAUUUAUAAGAUCAAAUACUUUAAUAAGAUCAAAUAAGGUUAAACUUUAAAGCCAAGGAAAAACUAAUGAAAUUGUAAAGUAUAAAUGCACUCUAUUUUAGCCAUUUAUAAUUUUAAAUUAAAUUUAUUUUAGGAAUCUAUGCUUUAUAGUUAAAUAUACUUAAAAAAUUUCCAAGAUGACAUUGAAAUAUAGUAUAUUUUCGGGAAAUGCUCACUUCAAUAUCAAUUAUAUCUUCUGGCUAUUCAUUUUUUUGAUUAAGUAAUAAAUAAAAAUUAAAAUCAUUCUGAAGCAAGAAUGUCAAAAGGUAUUAAAAUAUAAUAAAUUAGAAUAAGCUGAACUUUAGCUCAGAGCCAAUUAGCAAACAUGAA
Messenger RNA from Paramecium octaurelia, 1701 nucleotides. The record is from the annotation of a GenBank genome assembly. NCBI's taxonomy places the organism in Eukaryota, Ciliophora, Oligohymenophorea, Peniculida, Parameciidae.